Neodiprion fabricii is the source of this 6771-nucleotide messenger RNA. RefSeq names its product E3 ubiquitin-protein ligase HECW2 (gene Hecw). The record is from RefSeq and is a predicted model, not a curated record. The transcript has 8 exons. Gene Ontology annotation, molecular function: ubiquitin-protein transferase activity; protein binding. Bases 75 to 4460 code for a protein of 1461 amino acids. Gene Ontology annotation, biological process: regulation of dendrite morphogenesis. Lineage: Eukaryota; Metazoa; Arthropoda; Insecta; Hymenoptera; Diprionidae.
CAAAUGAUUACAAACUUAGUCAGACAUUGUUGGUACCUGAACAGUCAAUUAAUGACAAAGGUGUCCCAGGUGGUAUGGAAAUGUCAAGAGAUGGGUCGAUAUCAACUGAUGAUAUAGAAAUAAUAGACAAAACCAUGAAUGUAUUAAGUGGGAGUAACGCUUCAUCACUAGGACGUAAAGAGUUGAUAAGAAAACAGUUUUUGUUUCAGGGCUCUGCUCAGAGCCUGCCAAGUACAAGUUCACUAACUAAUUCAGCAAAAGACGGUACGAAUAUAAUGCCAGAAAUUUCUAGUACUGAUGUGUCUAAUACUUUUCGUGAUGUGAAUACGGGGAUUAGAAAAUCUUUGAGUAAACAGAAAAAUUUCUUGCAACCACAGUCAUUUGGUACAGCUGAAAAAGAUACGAGCGAUGACAGCCAGUUUAAUUUAAUGUCUAGUAAACCAAACUUAGCUAGUAUCAAUGCUAUAGAAGAACCUAACCAGAAUUCAAUUCAUCACAUCAACAGUUUACACAAGAACCAUAGCAAUUCUCUCGAGUUAUUAGUUAGAGAAACCACUGAUACUCAAAAACUACCUGGCGAAUCAUUGAACUUUGCAGAGGAUCUCCAUUCUCUUCCUCUAAAAAUACCUGCAGAAUUUUCAAGCUUCAGAGAAGAGUCGCAAGAUUUUUCUCCAAAGAUAUGUGGGGAAUCGGCAGACUAUAUGGAAAAGCCUAACUCUCCAACUGUAAAAAUACCUGGUGAGUCCAUGAGUAUUGAAAAUAAGGCAUUAGACGCUCCUGUACCUGUAAAAAUGCCUAAAGAAAUUUUGAGCUGCAGAGAAGAGCCUCAAGAUCCUUCAUUAAAAAUACCUGGGGAAUCGACAAGCUUUAUACAAAAUCCUCAAUCUCUGCCUGUGAUCAUACCUGGAAAGUCAAUGAUUUUUGAAAAUGAGGCUUUAGAUUCUCUCACACCUGUAAUCACACCUGAAGAAUUUUCCAAUUUUAAUGAAGAAUCACAGGAACCUCCUUUAAAAAUUCCUGCAGAAUCGGCAAACUUAAUAAAACAGGCUGAAUCUCCACCUGUGGAAAUACUUGGUGAGUCAAUGAGUUUCGAAAAUGAGACACUAGAUUCUCAUAUACCUGUAAAAAUACCUGGAGAAUUUUCGAGCUUUAGAGAAGAAUCGCAAGAUCCUCCUUCAAAAAUUCCUGGUGAUUCGUCAAACAUUAAGAAAAUAGCCGAAUCUCCACCUGUGAAAAUACCUGGCGAGUCAAUGAGUUUUCAAGAUGCUUUGAAAGACCUCCCAAUGCCUGUAAAAAUAAGUGGAGAACUGUUGACCUCAGAAGAAGAUUCACAAGAUCAUCUACCUGUGAAAAUUCCAGGGAAAUCGUCCACCAGAUAUGUAGAACAAGAGUGUUCUUCAUCUAUUCGAACAACUGGAGAAUUAUCAAGAAGCGUUAGAGAAGAUAUAUUAGAAUCAGAUAAUAGUUUUGAUUCCACUGAUGGAGCUGCCUCCUUACCUUUAAGAACCCCUGUGAUCACUGCAACCCAUGGAAAAAAUUCUUUUGAUAUAGCCUCGAGUGAAGAUCAAAAGACAGUGAUUACAUCCAUAAAGCCUUUUAGAUUACCAAGCUUACCUAAUUUGUUUGAAAUCCAGGGAGAUUCUGCUGCACUUUCAGAAUCAUUAAACACUGUUCAGCGCCGUCUAGAUGAGGCUCGGAAUUUUGAGCUUGGUCAGCGGUCUUCAAACAGUAGUGAUGGGAGUAAUUCAGAUACUGAAUCGCAACAAGCUGCUGCAUCUCGUAAUGGGACUAAAAAGAGAUCAUAUAAGCAACAUGGUGUUGCGUCAAACGAUACUGUGGAGUAUUACCAGCUGUGGCGCAGUACUGGUGGUACUCAAGCACCGGAAUUUCUUUACGAAACCUUGUAUCCAAAUCCUCCACCACUGCCUCCAAGAUCAGUGCACAAACCACUGCACAGAACUCAUGCAUUACCAAGUGUGCCUCCUGAACUACCCAAAAGGUAUCCUCAAAAACAUCCAACACCCUUUCAUCCUGAAGAUUGUUUUGGGUUUGAAAUUGUGGAUGUUGACGAAGCCUCAGGAUUGAAGUCUCGUACAGCUGUAACAAAGAGUAUAGCUCUGCUAAGCUCUCCAAGACCGCACAGGCCUCUGUCGAGGCCACUACCUGACUCGGCAUUGCUCAAUCAAUCAGAAUGCCCUCCAACGCCGACACAUCGUCCAAGACCACUCCGUCCUUUACCUAUCUGUGCAACUUCAAAAGCAUCUGUUUCGUCAGAGGAACCAUUACCGACAUCGUGGGAAGCCAGAAUUGAUAGCCAUGGCCGUGUGUUUUACAUCGAUCAUGUGAAUCGUACAACGACAUGGCAGCGCCCAGGAAUUGUGACUCGUAAUAGUGGUUGUGACAUGCAACGCCAGCAACUCGACAGACGAUAUCAAAGUGUCCGCCGUACCAUAUCUCGACCUGAUAAUAUUGAUCAAGAGCCAGCGAAUUCAAAUGUCGGUACUAACAAUUCAGAAACAACUGCACGGCAGUUAGAACAUCAAAUUGAACGACGAGCAGAGCGUGCCAAUACAAACGAAAACGAACCAUUUGACAUAACAACAACACCACCCAUAUUGUUUUUAACAAGAUCUGACUUUUUUACCGUUUUGCAUACAAAUUCUGAUGCUAUGGAAUUGUACAACCGAAAUUCCAGCUUGAAGCACAUGAUAAGUAAGAUUCGAAGGGAGCCUGCAGCGUUCCCGAGAUAUGAACAUAAUCGAGACCUUGUUUCUCUGAUUAAUUUUUUUGCUGAUCCUUUGAAAGAACUCCCCAGAGGGUAUGAGUCUAAACUUGACAGAACCGGCAAAAGAUUCUUUAUUAGUCAUGCAAGAAAGGCGACGUCAUUCAUUGAUCCACGGUUGCCAACUGAGCCUACGCAUCCAAGAUCUGUUAUAGACGAGCCACCUGUGCCACCGCCGCGGCCGCAGCAAUCAACCGUCCAUACAUCUCCCGACAUUCCAAUAGCUUACAAUGAUAAGGUCGUAGCUUUUCUGCGCCAGCCAAAUAUUAUGGAUAUUCUGAAGGAAAGACACGCCGGCUUGGGGCAGAACAUUGCCCUCAGAGAAAAAGUUAACACUGUUAGAGUUGAGGGAACCACUGCUCUGCAAAGAUUGGGGCAUGAUGUACCAUUGGCAUUGCUUUUGAGCUUGUUCGAACAUGAAAUAAUGUCAUAUGUACCUGGUAAUAUUGGUCGCUCUCCUCUGGGAAGUCCACAUGCUUCACCAGGGUUAGCCAGAGCCUCGGCUAGAGCUCCAGCACCCUAUAGAAGAGACUUUGAAGCAAAGCUAAGGACCUUCUACAGAAAGUUAGAAAGCAAAGGAUACGGCCAAGGGCCUGGUAAACUGAAGCUACACAUCAGACGAGAACACCUGCUGGAAGAUGCCUUCACCCGGAUAAUGGCGGCCUCUAAAAAGGACUUGCAAAAGGGUAAAUUAGCAGUGACAUUUGACCAUGAGGAAGGUCUAGAUUAUGGAGGACCAUCGCGAGAAUUUUUUUUUCAUUUAUCUCGAGAGUUAUUCAAUCCUUAUUACGGGCUCUUCGAGUAUUCUGCUAAUGAUACUUACACUGUUCAAGUAUCUCCAAUGUCUGCUUUUGUCGAUAACUAUCAUGAUUGGUUCAGAUUUUCUGGACGAGUGUUGGGGCUUGCUUUGGUACAUCAGUACUUACUUGAUGCCUUUUUUACAAGGCCAUUCUAUAAGGCAUUGCUUAGAUUACCUGCAAGUUUAAGCGACUUGGAAAGUCUGGAUCAGGAAUUUCACCAGAGCCUAAUGUGGAUCAAAGAGCGUGACAUAAGCAUCGAACCUUUAGAACUAACAUUCUCGGUUACGGAAGAGUUACUAGGUCGUGUGGCAGAGCGUGAAUUGAAGCCAGGUGGAAAGAAUAUAAUGGUUACGGAAAAGAAUAAGAAAGAGUACUUAGAAAGGGUUGUUCGCUGGCGCUUGGAACGUGGUGUAGCUGAGCAAACUGAAUCUCUUGUUCGCGGUUUUUAUGAGGUAGUUGAUCCUCGUUUGGUAUCAGUAUUUGAUGCACGCGAAUUAGAACUAGUCAUAGCUGGAGCUGCUGAAAUAGAUUUAAAUGAUUGGCGAGCACACACUGAGUACAGAAGUGGGUAUCAUGAUGCGCAUCCAGUUGUCGAGUGGUUCUGGAGCUGUAUAAGUAGAUUUUCAAACGAACAGCGAUUAAGAUUACUGCAGUUUGUUACUGGCACUUCAAGCAUACCAUUUGAAGGCUUUGCUGCUCUUAGAGGAUCGACAGGACCCAGAAGAUUUUGCAUUGAGAAAUGGGGAAAACCAAAUAGCUUACCAAGAGCGCAUACUUGUUUCAAUCGCUUGGACUUACCGCCUUACCCAACACCAGAAAUUUUGUAUGAAAAGUUGCUUCUUGCUGUUGAAGAAACCAAUACUUUUGGAAUCGAGUAAGCAUCCCUUGGAAUAUACCAAUAUCGCUUUAUUUACCUUUUGAUAAAUUUUACGAAUAUAAAAUUAAUGAAGCUAGGUUCUAUUAUAGUGAGAAGCAGGUAUAAACUAAGUAAGACAAAUACAACUGUUACGAAUCCAUAACAAUAUUGAAAAGAAUGAAAUGCUUAGAUUGUUACAAACGAAGUCUGUGAUGGGAUUGAUAAACACAGACAAAAUUUUAUGCAUUCUAUCUAUGCCGUGUCUCUGAAUCCGUGCGGACACUUAAAUCAGAUAGAUAAGAACGAUGACCAAUAAGUUUUGAAGAAAUUUACUAUUUUAUCUUAUUGUCAGCGAUGGAGUUCUUCUACAAGAUUAUUACUUUCACCAACUGACUCAUUUGUUGAAUGUCAGUUAUUAUAUAGCAGUUUGAAAUUCUGUAUUUACACCAAUCAGAGUAGUCAUUAGUGAGCCAAAAUGCAGUGUUUUAUUUAGACUCGCUGAUUUGGAAGAGACGAAAUUUAAUUUAUACCUAUUUAAAUAUUAUUUAGGCUUGUUUCGUAUAUCCUUUUGUGGAACAUGACUUCAAGGGUUGUAUAUUGGGGAUAUUAUCAUUUUUGCAUUAUACAAAUUUCGAAACGGCAAUAUAUAUAGGUGCAUAGUCUGUAAACAAAACAAUUGCAAACAUUUAUGAUGAAAUAGUCAAUUUUACAUAACACAUUAAUAGCUGUACGAUUUCUCUAUCAAACAGAUGUGUACAACUUAGUUUUGGAUAAUCAGCAUGCAUGACUGUGAUGCCUUUCAUAUAAAACCUAUUCCAAAUACUUGUAAUAGUACACAGCGAUUAACUGACUACCUGGAGCGAGAAAUAUUACACAAUUAGAUUAAGAGCACUUAUUGGCAUCUAGAUAAGCUAUUACAGUGAAUAAGAGUUUUCGAGUUGAACAUUUCGCAGUUAGUACGAUCUCGAUUGGCAUACUUUCAUAUACAUGAUGGUAUCCUAUGUGCUCUCUCUAGAGGUUCUUCCAAAAAUGUAGGGACAGGAGGCUAAACUCCCAAACUCAAACUUGUUCUCAAAUUUUCAGAUAAACUCAUUAGCAUGAUUUCCUCCAGUUCAUGUGUUCCUAUCAAAGCAUGAUAACCUUCAGAUGAACUCGGAAAAUGAAGUGAAUGGUCGUUUUAAUCAGUUUACUGAUUUUGGAUUUUGUUUCGAUUUCACAUGUCGAUACAGAGCACAUAUAAUGAGUGCGGCCAUAGAGGCAAUCUGUAUUAUUGUGUCAAUGUUCAAAAAUAAGGUCUCAUCUUGUAAAAAAUUUGGUCAAGUCGAGCCUCUUAUCGUUGCUUUCUUGGAUUCUUCUGUGAACAGUGUUCAUAACUUACUUGACAAUGCUCACUGUGAUCGUGCUUCUAAAUAAUGUUCAAAUUGUUGAAACGUUCAAGCGCAGUCAAACUUCUUCAAGUUAUUAUAUAUAAUGGCACACUUUUGUGAUGCAUUCAGUCUUAAAACUAGUCAUCUACUACGUAGAAAUUCUUCACAAUCUAAUCUAUUAUACUUAUACAUAUAAUAACCGAUAUGUUAAUUAUUAUAGUAAAUUAUAUUAGUUUAGUACAACUUUUAUUAUUAUUAUUAUUAUUAUUAUUACCAUUUAUCUAUGAACAUGUUGAAACAUUUUUUCUGUUUUGUUACAAAAAAACAAAAAUAAAUGAAUGAAGAAUGCCUUUUUUGUCAUUGUGUAGUUGAAUAAGAUAACACUUUUUUCAACCAGUGAAUAUAAUGCAAUUUUUAUGCAGCAUCAAUUAUCCAAUGAAAAUCAGUCAAAAAUUCAUUGUAUCUUAAUGGUAUGUAUUUACUAUUUUAUGGGACUUGACAAAUUUUUUAUCAUAACUUUGUUUCGUAAAAUUGAAAAUUAUGAGCAAAUGAGAUUCAUGGGGUGACAAAUCGGAUAUGAGCACAAUCAUCAUCACUUUAGGAGAAUAUUUGUAAGUUUUAUCAAACAAAUGUGUGCUCGAAAGACUGUUGGUUAUUAUGAAUGAGAAAGAUUUUAUCUCGAACACAGUUCACACCAUGCUGAGGAUAUCAAUGAAUCAGCAACUUAAAUGCUCUCCUGAACCUAAAAUUAUGUUGUAUGACUAACAUAGAAGUUUGCUUACCCAAACUCUAUUUUUAGAAUUCAUACAUUCUCUACUUUUUGUUAGUUCCAAAUUACACUUGUCGUACAAAUGUUAUGUAGCAAUGGGUACAUUGUUAUAUAAAUUAAGAUUUGCAAAUUGUCGGUUAUACUUAUAUGUAUAAUUUUGCGUACAUAUGCAUCAUUUUCUAUGGUUUCUUAUAGUA